CUCCGCUUUUUCUUUUUGGAUUUUGCCAGUCCAGCAACCUCAUCAACUCUUUUCUCCAGAGAGCAGACUGCCUUCGUCAUGAUGCUCAGAGAAGUAAAACCCAAGAACCCGCGCACGGCGCGCAUUCUGAAGGCCAAAGAGCCUCAACUCAUCGAACCUCCCAAGAAAACUCUUUUGAUGCACGGCUCGAAAUGUCCGAUGCCCCUGCACACCGUUCUCAAGACCUUCCACUCCCUGACCCGGCCAAACUCCGUCCUCUUCCACAAGAAGAAUGAGAACAUCCACCCGUUCGAGAGCACCGAGAACCUCGAGUUUCUGGCCAACAAGAACGAGUGCGGUAUGGUCGUGUUCGGCAGCAGCAACAAGAAGCGUCCCAACUGCGUGACCCUGGCCCGCAUGUUCGAUUCCAAGCUCCUCGACAUGUGCGAGCUGAUGCUCCUCCCCAACCCCGACGGCGAGGAUAUCCCAGCCAUGAACAACCUUACGAUGCAUGUCGGUGUCGGGCUACGACCCUUGAUGCUGUUCUCCGGUAGCGCCUGGGAUGACUCUACGUCGACACCGCACGUCCUGCUCAAGAGCAUGUUUGUGGAUAUGUUCAAGGGCGAGACCUCGGAUAAGAUCGAUGUCGAGGGACUGCAGUAUGCCCUGAUGCUGGGUGCCGAUGAGCCUACCGACGGUCUGGCUCCCGUUAUUCACCUGCGCUGGUACAAAAUCCGGACAAAGCGCAGCGGACACAAGCUCCCCCGCGUGGAACUGGACGAGAUAGGCCCCAAGUUCGAUUUCAAGGUGGGCCGCGUCCAGGAGGCGCCGCGGGACGCCAUGAAGGAGGCCAUGAAGCAGGGCAAGCGACCCAACGAGGAGAUUAAGCUGAAGAAGAACAUCGGCCUGGACUCCAUCGGUGACAAGAUCGGUCGUGUGCACUUGGCCAAGCAAGACCUGGGUGGAUUGCAGACGAGGAAGAUGAAGGGUCUGAAGCGACGGGCUGGUAUGGAAUCCGACGAGGAGCAAGGGGAUGAUGACAUGAUGGAUGUGGAUGAGAUCUCGGAGGAUGAGGGCCACAAGAGGGCCAAGGUAGCAUAGAAGGAUUGACGCUGCGACGCAUAAUUUCUGUUUUAUCUAUUCUUUCCGUUUCGCACCCCGGCGUUUUCGGUGGAUUUGGUCGACUGACACCUCGUUGAGAGAUAUGAAUCUGUUUGUUGAGUUGAUGUUGAUGUGUAUAGACACUACUACCAUAUAAAAAGUUGAUCAUACAAUAUACCAAGUCUAUCCCCAUGUUACUACCACUCUACUAUGUGUC
Molecule: messenger RNA, 1297 nt
Organism: Aspergillus melleus
Lineage: Eukaryota; Fungi; Ascomycota; Eurotiomycetes; Eurotiales; Aspergillaceae
Gene: RPF2
Product: rRNA-binding ribosome biosynthesis protein RPF2
Exons: 2
Coding region: 79-1080 (333 amino acids)
Biological process (GO): maturation of LSU-rRNA from tricistronic rRNA transcript (SSU-rRNA, 5.8S rRNA, LSU-rRNA); ribosomal large subunit assembly
Cellular component (GO): nucleolus
Molecular function (GO): rRNA binding
Source: RefSeq, a predicted model, not a curated record